AGUGAGUCAAUCGAUAACAUACAUUAAAAAAAACAUACAACAAAAAUCAACAAAGCCCAAAAACAAGUAUUAAACAUAGGUUUUUGGAUAGUUGCAAGGAUAUUCAUGUACAGAUGCAGCUUAUCCGUUAAAUAUUUAGGUUGCAGUAAAAAAAGUUCCUUGGGAUAGUGUCAGAAUAGAAAACUAAAGAGCACCCACACACUUCAGAAAAGAUUAAUCAUGGAUAUCUCAAAAGCACCCAAUCCACGGAAACUCCAGCUUUGUCGUAAAUAUUUCUUUGCUGGCUUCGCCUUUCUGCCAUUUGUGUGGGCCAUUAACGUUUGCUGGUUUUUCCAGGAGGCUUUCCAUAAACCCCCGUAUCCAGAACAAAGUCAGAUAAAGAGAUUUGUUAUAUACUCCGCGGUGGGAACUCUAUUCUGGCUUAUAGUACUCACGGCUUGGAUAGUAAUAUUCCAGACGAAUCGCACAGCUUGGGGCGCCACAGCAGACUAUAUGAGCUUUAUCAUUCCUCUCGGCAGUGCAUAAGCAUAUUCCCUAGAAAUAACUAACUUAUGAUAUUAAAAAAGACUUAAUCCCAAUCGAAAAUAUAAAUCUAUUAUUAAUGGUUUGAGCAACAAAAUUUACCCAAAAACAUGAUCAAUUAAAGACAUCUAUUUGAUUUAAUUACAUAUUUUUUAUUCACAUCUAAA
Molecule: messenger RNA, 689 nt
Organism: Drosophila ficusphila
Lineage: Eukaryota; Metazoa; Arthropoda; Insecta; Diptera; Drosophilidae
Gene: pen-2
Product: gamma-secretase subunit pen-2
Exons: 3
Coding region: 220-525 (101 amino acids)
Biological process (GO): Notch receptor processing
Cellular component (GO): gamma-secretase complex
Source: RefSeq, a predicted model, not a curated record